GGAGAUUCGGACUGAUCAUUGCUGUUUUGGGCUUAGCAGGUGACUGUUUUCUCAUGCCAUGGGCCUCACGCAUCUCCACUGGCGGUUGAUCUUGGAGUGUUUGCCUGUUGAGGAGGCCUUUGGGGCGGCCAGGGUGUGUCGAAACCUCUGCUUUGCCCAGGAACAGCUUGAUGCCAGGGCCUAUGUGAAAGAAAUUCGGCCCUCCACCUGGCUCGGCUGGAUUUAUUCCGAGCCAAUGGGCCAGAGCUUUUGGCGCCAGCUGCUGCGUGAGUGGCACCUGUGCUUGAAAACUUCGGCUUUGCAAGUGGCCUUUGUUAAUGGCCAUGGGCAUGUGAUCGCUGUCGAGGAAAACACCGCUUUGGCAUCGCCCCCACAGCGGGGAGAUCCCUUUCCGAUCGAUUGGGACGAUGAGUUGUAUUUCUGCUCCAUUGAGCCCUUCGAUCUGGAGGCGAUCUGGUGGCACUUCCUAGAGCCGCAGCUCUUCGAAUGGGACGAGCACGGUCUGGAGCCGGUGCCAGGUUACAAGGGCGACCUAUCAGUCCCCAGGAGACUAUUGGAUGAAACCAUCGCAGUGCUGGCGCUGAACGCCGCAUGGUUUUGGUUGAGCUAUUGGAUCCGACAGCUCCAAGCCAUUUUGCUCCUUCGUGAUGGCCGGUUCUUGCUCAUUGGCACAUCGGAGGACCAAGCCUCCAUCCAAUCUCAGGUCACGGUCCGCGCGUGCCGAGUCUUCGUGGCCGACUCGCUGGGUGCACUGGUGGCCUAUGCACAGGAUGACCGAAGCCGUGAGAUCCUCCGGACGCAGCUGCCAGGCUCUUCUUCGCUGUCGGCGACGGCCGACUUCUCGCUGAGACGAGUGAAGAUGCCGCGGGUGACGGUGGAUCGUUGGUCCGAGUUCUCGCGAUUUCAAGACAUCUUCGGCGAUUGGCGGAAGCCCUACGCGCCAGCGAAGACGCCAGCGAAGGCCCCGAGGCCCAAGGGCGUCUUGUACAGCUAUCGGCCUACAGCUGCGAAGCCAACCGAGCAACAACUCCGGAAUGGCAUGCGGUGUCGUGUCCGGCGUGAGGGCGAGGCCUUGGUCUGGAAGAGGUGCAGAUGCGAGGGCUGGGACAUCGGACCGGUGGCGCCUGAGUUGGAGCGAGAAUACGUGGAACAGGCAUGGCGGGAAGACAGGAGAUGGAGGAGUGUCUCUGUUCUCUCGCUCCGAAGGGAUUCGUACUACAGCGCGGUGGUCUCACAGGUGAUUAGCCCGACCGUGGUUGACAUCCAGUACACAAAUCCAACUGAAUGGGAGGACCUUACCACCGAAAAGUUGAUCGACCUGGAUGUGGACAUCGGGCGCAUCAGAGUGCUGCCUUCCAACAGCUGGUACAGGUCCUUCCUCGAGGUCUGGGUGCCCUUUCCGGGAGGUCACUGCGGUACCCGCGACUUUGGACCGACCUCCCCACAGCGAACCUCGCGGAACGGCGCCACGGCGAGGGCACCACCGGAGUCACCGGGGCCGGACACGGAGUGCACCGACACGGAGUCGGUGGGGAACCCGACCGACGGCAGCUUGAAACUCGCUGAAGUCUUCGCGGAUUCUUUGGAAGCGCACAUCUUCAGAUGUAAGACACUCUCAGAAGAGAAGACGAUGCUCGAGGAGGAGCGAGAUGCCAUUGAACAACUCCAUGAAGUGAGGGCCUCACCCCGAGGCAAAGACAUGGCCUUGGCGAAGAGGCUCUUCCUGCAACUUUUGCGCACGCCCUUCUGGAUGAAGUGGACCGGCCCUCUGCAGGGGGAGAGCCCCGCAAGAGUGAGGAGAGUCUCGCCGAGGGCCGGGGUGUUCUUCGAGCGCUUGGAAAUUGCUUGAUUGUUUGAAACGCUUGGUUUAUAGGUUCAGGUUCGCUGGCAGACGUGUUGUACAUAGUGGCAGCGGAUAGCUCAUCCAAGAUGGGUAGAUCUAUACGCUCCAAUCCGCUGGACAGGAAGCGAGUCCUCGGCCGCGAAACAUGUUAGGCUGAAAGGUCUGUGGAGAUGGGGCAAGUGACUGAGGGC
Molecule: messenger RNA, 2034 nt
Organism: Durusdinium trenchii
Lineage: Eukaryota; Dinophyceae; Suessiales; Symbiodiniaceae
Source: the annotation of a GenBank genome assembly